AUGGCACAUGGAAUAUCUGUGGCCAGUUGCCUCCGGAGGACGACUUUGAACUGUUUGGUCCGAGUCCUGCAGCAAGCACCGGUUCCACCUGCAGUGACGACGACAGUUGGUUUGGACCCACAGCUGCAGCAGUUGAUGCUGAAUAUGAUGCAGAUGCAACAGCAGACGCUCCAGGUCAUGAUGGCUAGGAUGGACGCAGAUGAGAGAAGAAGGCGAGAAGCUGAGGCUGCCUCUGCAGCUGUAGCUGACCCCUUUGGUUCGACGGCUGCGGCUGGAAGUCCGUCAGCUAAAGCUACUGCUCCUCCACCUCCAGCGUCUGCUGGUCCGUCGGUGCACGUAGGAAGCAACAGAGCUGAGAAGUACCUCCCUGCUUUGCCCACCAUCGACGCUCCAUCGAUGGGGAAAGGGCGUGUGAAAGAGCUGGAAGAGUACCACCGUUGGUGUGAAGUUUUGGCGUCAUGGUUGGCGCUCAUAGACGACAACUACGUCAACGAGUUGCGCCAAGCAAUGGUGCACAACAGGGAGAUCAAGCAGUCAGAGAUGUCUGCUCCUGUGGCUUCGAGGUCUGCUCGGUUGUUUUACUACCUUCAACAGAGUUUGCAGAAGUUUGAGAAAGGCAUGGAGCUUGUGAGAAGCACGUCCAUGCGGCAAGCUCAAGCUGCUUGUGGGUACGAAGUCAUGCGGCAAAUGCAUGCGACUUUCAGCAUUGUCUCAAGAAUGGAGGCAAUUGCAGUGAGAGAUGAGGCCCUGAAGUUGCCUGCCAGAGCCCGAACCUACAAGAGGGGCAUGCGCCCAGGGAAAGCAGUGAAGAAUGAGCCCAAUGAUGCUGAGCCCCCACGUCUCACCAUGACGGAUAAGGAAGUAGAGAAGCUGAACCAGUCCUCUUCGAGGAACAGUCACUUUGCGUGGCUUGUUGAUAGUGGAGCCACGUGCCACGUGUUGUCUGUUGCUUCUUUGUCGUUUUACGAAGUCGUGAAGGAGCAUUCGGGACCGCUGCCUGUCUUGAUGAGUGCUAGCGACACCGAGAUGGAAUGCCUGGUUGGCGUCGCUUUCGGGUUGGUGUUCUUGGUUCACUGCCACACCCGGAGCUGGUGGGCAAUGGCCCAGGAGAUCGGCCCCGCGAGAGCUAAGGCGAAAGCGAAGUCCAAAGCAGGAGUGCCCAAAGGUACCCCACCGAAGUUUGGGAAAGAAGACGACGACACGGGAGAUGCAAUGGAAGUGGACCGCGCCAAGGAGAAGGCGCAUCCGAACAAGCAUCCGCAGAGAGCUUUGGAAGAGAAGGAGCCGGCCCAGAUGAUGGUUAUGUCCGAGAGAUGGCAAGAUCUCAGAGCGAUGCAGACAGCGGCAUCCAGCAGGCGACAGUCUUUGGUGCAGAAGCUGCAGCUGAGUCGCAGCGUAGAGCAGAGGCGAGAGGCCGAAGAACUAGUGGCAAUGAACAGAUGCGAUUCGAAGGAAUUGCUCCACCGAGGAUUUCACUCCCUAACUUCUCCGGCCUUGCCUUCUGGAGAACCUCCCGCUCCCACUCAGGAGGGCAACGAGGCCGACGAUUGGGGGAAAUGGAAGGCGGUGCCAGGCCCUCCUGCGAGCCCGCCUCCACCGGGGACGCCUGUGGUGCCGCCUGGACCCCCGGAGACGCCGCCCGAGACACCACCGGAGACUCCUCGGGAGAAGAAGAAGAAGGACAAGAAGAAGGAGAAGAAGAAAGGCUCCAAGGAGCGCCGUGCACGAGAAAAGGACCAGGUCGCCGAGGACAAGAAGGACCACAACGAGGGCGAGAGAGACAAGGCCGCCGAAGGAGUGGCUUUGCUGAGGGAGCAAGAGCUCAAGAUGGCUGCCGCCAGCAAGAACUUGGCGGAGAAGGAGCGAGCGUCGGCAGCGGCGAAGGCAGCCGCCAAUGUGGCUGUCGAGAAGUGGACGCCCCAACAGAGGGCACGCAAGGAGGCAGAGCUCCAAGCAGCCCUGCUUGCUCAGGAGCAAGCCGCUGCUACAGUUCGUUUGCUUACUUUGGAGUUACAACUUGGGGAUGCCCUGCCCCCGAGAGUUCAGCGGCGGAUCAGCCUGUCGUCUUCGAGUGUGGAAGCUAUCACUCCUCCAGGAACGCCUCCGACAACACCCGUGUCGCCCGGAUCUGCGGUUCCAAAGACACCCCAACGAUCACCUUUGGUGAAAGCGAUGCCCAAGGUUCCGGAGAGCCCUGCUUCUCAAGCUGCUGUGAGCCUUGUUGCUCCAGCUGCUGCGGGGCCUGUUGCUCAAGCUGCUGCGAGGCCUGCGGUUCGAGUUGCUUUGAGGCCGGCGGUCCGAGCUGUUCAAGUGAAGGCGAUGCCCAAGGUGGGGCAGGUGCCGGAUGUUGGGCACAUGGGACCUCCAGCGCCGCCGAUGGUUGGGCCAAUGGGCCCUGUACCACAAGCACCGCAGGUUGUUGGGAAGAUGCACAUGUUCCCGCCGGCGCCGCCCUUCUUGGGGUACAUGGGACCAGUGCCUCCAGCACCACCGCCAGGAUACCGAGGCAUUUUCAAUCCGUGGUCCACCGGGCCGUUGCGCCAGGUGUUUGGAGCUGUGGGCCAGCAUGUGACGCCCAUCACUCCGAGUGCCGUCAAAAGCACCACGGCCAACAGCAAGGGCAACUCUAGCCCCUACGCCAAAGAAGAGAGAUCGAUCACCUUCGAUCUGAGGCGGUGCAAGAGUGCGGUGCCAAAGUGGUAG
This is a messenger RNA of Symbiodinium sp. CCMP2592, 2703 nucleotides long. The record is from the annotation of a GenBank genome assembly. NCBI's taxonomy places the organism in Eukaryota, Dinophyceae, Suessiales, Symbiodiniaceae.